CACUCCAUGGAAACGCGCUCGUUGAUUGUCAUCAAGGCGAUACGGCCACGGUGAAGUGGCUGCUAUUUUUCUGUAAAAUUUGUAAUAUCUUGAAACGAAAAUGACAUCGAGAGAAGAUACCAAAUCGUACCUGUCCAGGAAUGAGAUACCUCAACUUUUUGAGAGUCUGAUGACAGGGCUGAUGUACCACAAACCCGAGAACCAUGUUGAGUACAUGUUGAACUGUCUUAAGAAGGUACAAGGCGAGCCAGAUAAGACCAACUCGGUCAAAUGGAACACGUUCGUUGAAAAUGUCAAGCGGACCAGUCCUCUACCUCCUAUCCAGCCUGACAAUGGGGAAAGGCAGCCCACCUUCACCACAGAACCAAGUCUUGCUGAUAUGAAGCGAUUAAGUCCACUGCCUCCAAUUUCUCCCAAACCAAAUCUAUCCCAUGUACGCAUUAUUCUUGUCAUUGGUGGCCCUGGGAGUGGGAAGGGCACUCAAUGCGCCAAGAUCACUGAGCGUUACCAAGGUUACAUCCAUCUAUCGCUAGGGACGGCGCUGAGGAGGAAGGUUGCCAAGUUUAUGGAAGACGAUUCGUGGAAAAGUGUAGCUGAUCUCCUCAAGACGGGAGGCCUUGUCAAAGAUGACAAUACUUUUGAGAUCCUACAACACAAGAUUGAGAAGAAAUUGAAGAAAUACCCAACAACGCUUGGUUUCAUCAUAGAGGGAUUUCCAAGGACCAUGUCACAAGCUAAACUAUUCCAGGAGAAGUAUGGAUCCCCUGACCUUGUCAUCUCAUUGGACUGUGAUGAAGUGCGUCUUAAGUACCGUCUUGAGAAGAGAAAAGAGACCAGCGACAGGGUUGACGAUAAAGAAGACGGUGCGGUUGCCAAGCGACUGGAAGCUUUUAGAGAGCAGACGUUGCCUGUUGUCACUCAUUACAAAGCCAAGGAAGGCCUUCUCAGAAGAAUAAAUGCAGAUCGAGAUGAAGAUGAAGUUUUCUUUGAUAUCGCCAAUAUGAUUGACAGUCUCUUCUUCUCGCCUAAGACUCCAGCACCACCAGGUACAGCAGGUAAAGGUGGGAAAUCAAGUCCCCUCCCUCCAAUCAAAACACAGAAAGAAGAUCAAACAAAUCAAGAACAAUCACAAGCAGAGGCUGAAAAGGAAGCAUUGGCUGAAGAAGCACUUGAAUUACUCAACAGUGAAGUCGCUGUGGAUUUGGUUGUUGAGCCAUCCGUUGAGAAAGUUGAUUCAAAUGCACCUGCAGGUGGCGAAGUGGUAGAAGAAUCAAUAGUUGCAGAACAAACCCCAGUGACUGGAGGUGAUGAUAGUACACUGCCUUCUUCACAAGAGACAAGUCAAGAAAGCAAGCUAAGAGACACCAAGAUCAUUUUUGUUGUAGGUGGACCAGGCUCGGGCAAGGGCACACAGUGUGCAAAUAUCGUUUCCAACUAUGGCUUCACUCACCUUUCCAGCGGUGACCUCCUGAGGGCAGAGGUUGCAUCAGGUUCAGAUCGGGGGAAAGAGCUUACUGAGAUCAUGGAGAAAGGAGAGCUUGUUCCAUUGGAUGUUGUACUAGCAUUGCUGAAAGAGAAGAUGAUGGCUUGUGCCGAGACAUCGACUGGUUUUCUGAUUGAUGGAUAUCCAAGAGAGGUUGAACAAGGAGCAGAGUUUGAAAAACAGAUUUCCGAGUGCACAUUCACACUUUACCUUGAGGUAUCCGAUGAGACGAUGACAGAGAGGUUACUGAAUCGAGCAAAGACCAGUGGACGGGUUGAUGACAACGAAGAAACCAUUAAGAAGAGACUCGCUACAUUCCAUGAAUUGACCAAACCAGUCAUUGAUUGCUAUGCAGAAAAAGGCAAACUAAAGAAGGUCUCUGCUGAAGCUGGUCCAGAGGAAGUCUUCUGCCUGGUGAAGGAGGUCUUUGACGGGUGCGGUUUCAAGGUGCAAGAUGCACCCCAGACUUCUGAAGAGUCGGUACCUGCAGAGGUUGCCGCCGAGGCAACAGAAGCAACGGCUGAAGCACCUGCACCAUCUGAUCCACCAGCAGAGGAGCAGGCAGUGGAAACAACAGCUGAAGCUCCUGCCGAAGCACCUGCAGAUGCUCCAGCUGAGGCACCCGCAGAGGCAACAGCAACCGAACAAGCACCUGCGGAGGCAUCAAUGGAAGAGGCUGCACCUACUGAUGGUGCAGCAGAGGCUGAGAAGGAGGAGGAAAAGGCUCCUGCUCCUAAGGACUUCUUCUUUGUAUCUGGUGCCCCCGGUACAGGAAAGAAAGUAGUAGCCAAGGCCCUGGCUGAAAAGCUAAAUUUCAAGCAUAUCUCGACAGCCGGUAUCCUCUCUGAAAGAUCCAACCUUGAUCCAGGAGUGACCGAAGCCAUUCUUGCUGCUCUAGCUCAAGGCUCACUGGUUGCUACUACCAUUCUCAUUGAUGUCCUUAAGAUGACGGUGGCAGCUAACAGUGAUGCUGCAGGGUUUGUCCUUGAUGGCUUCCCGAAGACCAUGGAGCAGGUCGUCGCCUUUGAUGAAUCGGAGAUUGGGCGGGUGACUGGCUUCAUCCAGCUGGAUGGAACGCGGCAGGAGGCCGAGGAGAGUCUGAAGGAGAAGAAGGAGGCCGGAGAGAGGGGGGAAGAGACGGAGGAGGUUGCCAAGAACAAGAUGGACACCUUUGAGAAGGAAGCCCCUGCCGUCGUGGAACACUUUGAGAAGAGCAACAAGCUUAAGAAGGUUUCGUUUAAAGAGGCUGCCAAAGACAUGUCAACCCUCCUUGACUCUGUGUCUGCCUUCAGUGGGGUUUGAGCCUUGAUCAUCCCUCUAUCACCCUCCAUUUAUUUCAUUUUUCAUCAGAUCAGCAAGUUUCUUAAUUUGUAAAAAUGAAUAGUAUAUAAAUGCAAGUGAAAAUUUUAUUUCUAAACUAAAAUAAAUUGACAUGAAUUGUCACAGUUACAAAUUGACCAUUUGCCUUUUGAAAUUGUUUGUCUAUAUCGCAUUUCACCACUCUGCCAUUGUCAUUUUAAAGGUCAGAGGUCAUCUAUCAGGGAUAUUUGUUAUGAGAGAGGCUGCUUUUACUGUUUUUCUUGUUAGCACUGGGUGUAUGUUUUCUUUUCUUUAAAUACGUCAAAAACUAUAUUCCUUGUUUCCUUGAUUGGAAUUCUAACUCAUGUUUUUUUUGGUCAACAAUCUGGUAGAAUAUCAAAGCUCUAAAUCUGCACCAAGCAAUAGAGAAAUCCAUUUCCUCUGACAUGUUCAAGAUGGUAACCAGUUUGUUUUCCCGCUGAUUAAAAUAUUUUGUUAUCGGCAUAAAAUCAACUACCUAAAGUUCCAAGAUUGUCAAGCACUAAAAUGAUUGAAAAAUAUAUUUUUAUCAGUAUCUUUAUUCAUUUGACUGAAUGACACAAAUAUAGAUUACUUUUACAUGUCAUGGACAAAAAAUGAAUAAAGAUAAUGUAAUGCAGAUCAGGUGUUAUGUGAUAAACACCUUUCGCUUUAGUAGCAUAUACCCCCCAUAUAGCACUCCAUACAAAUAUCAAACAUAGAUGCUCGUCAGUUAGAUGUCAAUAAUAAUAAAAACAGUGAAUUCUAUGUGUUUUUUUAAUUCUGAUAUUUCCAGGAGUAUUGAUGCAAGAAUUUAAUUCAAUGAAGAGAUGACAUUAGUAAUAUACUUGUAAACUGUACAGUUGAAAACAAUGAAAAGACAAAUUAAUUAUUUAUGGUAGACUUUUGAUGUAUAUGAGUUACUCUGAGUAUGUUUAUUAUUGUGACUUGAACAAUCUUUUUGUGAAGGUGUACAAAUCGUAUUUGUAUGAAAUUUUUCAGAAUUGUUGAACUAAAGAUUGUAUGCUAUUCAUGUAAAUUUUUUUCUAACUUUGAGUAACAAAAUGAGCAUGUAAAUAUUCAAUGCAAGUAUUGCAUAUGGUAUAUAUAUAUAUAUUUUUUCAUGAGUUGCCUCUUAAAGAGGGAAUAUGUAAUAUGAUAAUUAAAUUUGCAGAUGGAAUUAGGUAAUAUUGCACCUUGAUUUUCACCUUAACCUGAUUGUUUUCAGGGUUUCCCCUUUCAAAGCUUUGAGUUUUGGAGAGAUUUAUUUUUAUGUCAUUUCUUGACGACCUCCAUAGGCUAAUGUCAAAUAAAUAUCAAUGCAAGGGGUUACGAAACAUGGAGUACUUCAACCAUCUGGGGUAGCAAAGGAAAUUGUGAUCACUUUUGAAAAUUAAUGUCAGUUUUAUGACGAAAUUCACAUUUUACACUUGAAAUAAUUCUAUACUUGUAUUCAUUCCUGGCUGGGCUUACAGACCUUUGCAAAAGUGCAUCUAAUGUAUUGUUAUUUAACUCUUGAAAUCAUUUUAUAAUCAUUCACGGGCUUUAAUACAGACCCUUUUAAAAAGUGCAUCAAAUAUUUUGUACUAUUGUUAUUUGUAAAAAAUACUCUGCUAUUUGAGUUAAGAUGUUGUGUGUUGAUGUGAAUAUCCUUUUGUCAUUUGUGAAUGAAGAAAAUGUAAUCAUAGAUCUAUGUAAAUUGUUGGUCAAAACCGUCCUCUGUGUGAAUACAAGUGUAUUGCUUGUAAGUGUUGCAGAAAUGAUAGCUAUGCGAGACCAUGUGGUGUCAUUUAUUUUAUAAAGUAUUUUUUUGUCACAAGAUUAUUUCUGCUAUAGAAAAGUGUUUCUUUUGGUUUGUUAGGUCGAGUGAAUAUCCACAUUCUUUUGAUUGUGUGUCUAAUAGUACAAUUUUCCAUCCAAAUGCAUUGCUGCCUACAAAAAUUGUUACCGUAAUUUCUAAUGAACUGAAAGAUUUGUGUGUGACCAUUCAUCAUGUUCGUGUGUGCAUUUUGUAAAUCUGUAUAUUACCCAGAAAAAAAAAUCAAAUUUUUACCACCGGUACAAUAAUGUUGGAAUAAAAAAAGGAAAUAGUUGGGAUUGAUGUGUGGGUUAAGAUGCUUUGUGAUGUACCCGACUUCAUUUUUUUUCUUUAAUCAAAUAAUGUCUCAUCUGCCCCCAAACUUGUGUUUUCUCUAUAUGUGUACAUAUAUGUAAUUGCAAUUAAUUAUAAAAGAUUAAUAUGAAUGUGGAUUUGAACCGCAAAAGCAGUACUGUAACACAUUCUAGGAAUUUUAUGCAACAAAACAAUCAAAUAAUACCAUGUUGAUAUAGUGAUAAACAGCAAUUGUGUCAUUUAAUCUGAAGCAGCUGUACCACUAUAUUCAUUAGCCUGGGCC
Molecule: messenger RNA, 5196 nt
Organism: Lytechinus variegatus (green sea urchin)
Lineage: Eukaryota; Metazoa; Echinodermata; Echinoidea; Temnopleuroida; Toxopneustidae
Product: adenylate kinase isoenzyme 5-like
Exons: 19
Coding region: 101-2785 (894 amino acids)
Biological process (GO): nucleoside triphosphate biosynthetic process
Cellular component (GO): cytosol; cytoplasm
Molecular function (GO): ATP binding; AMP kinase activity
Source: RefSeq, a predicted model, not a curated record